Arabidopsis lyrata subsp. lyrata is the source of this 1148-nucleotide messenger RNA. RefSeq names its product exosome complex component RRP4 homolog. The annotation marks the transcript as partial. Lineage: Eukaryota; Viridiplantae; Streptophyta; Magnoliopsida; Brassicales; Brassicaceae. The transcript has 7 exons. The record is from RefSeq and is a predicted model, not a curated record. Gene Ontology annotation, biological process: nuclear polyadenylation-dependent rRNA catabolic process; CUT catabolic process; poly(A)-dependent snoRNA 3'-end processing. Gene Ontology annotation, molecular function: RNA binding. Gene Ontology annotation, cellular component: nuclear exosome (RNase complex); cytoplasmic exosome (RNase complex).
AACAGUCGUUGGUUUUUCUUUUUGCCUCCUGUCGAUAUUCCUCAAUCACCAUUGUUCUGUGAUGAGAAAACUAAAGGCAGAGGAGCUACGGACCGACUAAAAUCUCUUUCGUCGACGACAAACAACUCUGUCAUCGUUGCCGACUCCAUCCCCUUGAACCACAAAGAAGCCUUCUUUAAGGGACACGGAACUUCCUUGAUCAACGGUGAGUUGCUGACGACGGUCUGUGGAGUUGUGAUUAACGUGGACAAGCUUGUCUAUGUACGCACCUUGCGAGCUAGGUACAAACCUGAGGUUGGGGAUAUUGUGGUAGGCCGUGUCAUUAAGGUUGCUCAAAGCCAUUGGAAAGUGGAGCUCAACUCUAGUCAAGAUGGAGUACUGAAGCUUUCUUCCAUCAAUAUGCAUGAUUCUGUUCAGAAGAGAAUGACGUCUGUGGAUGAACUCAAUAUGCGGAAUAUUUUGGUAGAAGAUGAUGUCCUUUGUGCCGAAGUAGGCGAAACUCAGCGCGAUGGCAGCCUGCAGCUACUACUAGCUGGAAGUCACAAGUAUGGAAAGCUGGACAAGGGACAGCUUCUGAAGGUUGAUCCUUACUUGGUUAAGAGAAGCAACCUUCACUUUCAUUUCAUAGAAACUCUUGGGAUCGAUUUGAUUCUCGGCCGUAAUGGCUUCAUUUGGGUAGGGGAACACGCCCAAGUCCAAUAUCCUAUGGUUUUGGAUGAUGAGAUCAUCUCAUUAAAGACUCGGCAAAGCAUUCUUAGAAUUGGGAAUGCAAUACGAGUCUUGUCUAACCUUGGCUUCACCGUGACUCUAGAAGUGAUCAUGGAAACUUUUAACUUAAGCAACAUGGAGAAUAUCGACAUACAUGACAUGCUUGGAUCAGAGUUCCACGUUCUUGUCACAGAGAACCAAGCUGAAAGAAGAAGAAGAUGUGUAUAGAGGAAAUUUGUGAAAACCCCCAUCUAUAACUUUUGUGAUGUGUUUUUCUCUUGCUUGCUGAUUUUACAUAGACUUGUAAACCAAGUCGCCUUGGUCCAGUAAUAAAGGAAGGUAAUUCCCGCCACCUGGUUCGAGUAGCAUUGGCCACCAGAAUUCGAAUAAUUUAACAUGGUUUUCCGGAUCCCAGGAUUAGUCUUUGGGCCUAGAAAGUU